GCUAUGGGUUUGAAGUUAUAGAGCAAUAUAGUGCAUAUAUUUAUCUACACUACAGAUUGUGCAAAACUAGUCGUUAGCAGCGCCAGUCGAUAUAAACAGUGAGGUUAGUAUAGUAUCAGUUAUGUGAUCGACGUAGAAAACAUGAUAAAAAAGGAAAGUAUAUCUCGCUAUAGAAAUGAGAAUACAGACUAAAGAAAUAUAUUACACUAUAUUCUAUCUUGUAUUACAGCUACUUUGGCUUACUAUUAUAUAGGUACAUCAUGUCAAUGACUCGUUUAUCACGUGUUAUUCUCCAAAUAGUAAAUCCCCUUUAUGAUCUAAUUUCAAUAUUGUCAUACUCCGCAACUUUUACUCUGUUAUAUUUAUGAACAUUAAUAUUUAUAUCUUAUGUACAGGCCGGAGUGUUAUUCACUACUUUGUGUCUAUACCUCUCCGAAAUCGAUAUUACCUUGGCUCUCUAAGUACUACACACAAUGUCUACUUCCAAUCCAUCGUCAACCCCUAUACAAACAGCACCACCUCCAAGCCUUAUCACACAGUUUACGCAGCCAUCAGAGUGUGUAAAUCUGUUUCACGUCGUGACAGAAAAAGCAUCUCUUGAGACAUACAUAAAUAACUCGUCUCGUAACUUGACCACGACUAUCCUUACCUCGGACAGCAACGACAACCGCUUCUCCUCAUGCCAGCCCUCAGGAUGGGAUAAAGCGCACUUUACGUUUAGCCCGGGCCUCUGCGCAAGCGGCUGGGUCUACAAAGAGCUACAAGCGACAGUCUUGAGUACUGCUACUAUAUCAACUGCCCACUGUUGCGCACCGGACUACAACCUUCAAGUCAAAGGCCCGGAAUAUAAUGGUGUCUUGCAAUGCAAAAAGAUCAAAGUCGAAGGCAGCCAUUACGAGACGCACUUGCAUGACGCCUGGGUUGUCAAGUGGCAGGCGUCUGACAAGCUACCCAUCUCACUUCCCAACCUACCCACCGGUUACACUGUUCCUUCUUGGCAACCAGGCGAGUCUGCUAAACUUAGUCCGGUUGACGGCUAUGAGCCGGGCAACGCGAGGGAUAGAAUCGAAUCUCUGGUCGUCCCUACGGUGAUUCCAAUUGUUGUAGUGUUACUUAUCGCACUAGGCAUUGCAUAUUGCUUAGUUAGACAAAAGAGAGCAAAGAAGCAAAGGCGAGAGGAAUUGGCGCUCGAAGAACACGCUGAGAGUAAGAAAGAAAGCAAAACUACUGAAUCAUAAAGUUGGGAGCGUCUUUUUCUCCAAUCCUUUACUCAUUAUUUACAUCCAGUGAGGGGAACUCCAACACGUGCUACUCACAGAGCCUUGAGCACGAAGAAUGCGGCCUUCCAGGCAAAGUGAGGCUGUCGCCUCGUCCGGCGAGACCAAAGUUACAAGAACUACAUUAGUAGCAGGAACAAAGAAUGCAAUAGCGGUUGGAAGCCAAACCGGUUGGAUCUUGCCGUUGUUUCUUCUUUUCAUUCAAUAGAGUAUAUAACGUAGUUGAUAUUUA
[Torrubiella] hemipterigena is the source of this 1509-nucleotide messenger RNA. The record is from the annotation of a GenBank genome assembly. NCBI's taxonomy places the organism in Eukaryota, Fungi, Ascomycota, Sordariomycetes, Hypocreales, Clavicipitaceae.